GAACUGAAAGAAGAGAGAGAGCAGAGGGUUUGAGGGCGAGGAAACAGUUGUCAGCUCCAGGCUGCACGGUGGACAGAAAGGAUUCCUGACUCCGUUCGUCUUCGCAGCUUUUCGCCCUCUCAGGGUUUGGACAUAUUUGAGAGCUAUGUGAAGGGAGAGCAGUCUCAGGGCAGGGGGGGCGUACAGACUGAGGAAGAGGAGGGUGGGGGGAGGAGAGCACUUUGGUUGAAGGAAAAGACUUGGGCCAUGCAAGUGGAUGCUGUCUCCUGCAGGAUCAGGUUUCACAAAAUGAGAAGCCACACUGAGAGCACUGCAUCAGGGCUCCACCAGCUCAGAAAGGAUGCCAGCUGCUAGCACCAUGACCGGUGGGAGGGCCCUGCUGCUUUGUGCAAACACUGACAACUGUAUUUACCAAUCAGUUAACGGGCUCCAGUGCUGUGGCUUGAAGGUUGGGGAGGCUCCAUCACCUGUGAUACCCCAGCCUUUAGAGGUGUGUGGGUCCCUGGGGUACAGAGACAUCAAGGGCGCUGCUGAGACCACCAAGCAUCCUCUUUCCCCCCUGCUCAGGCUCAGUGACAGCCCGGGUCCUCCCAACACCAUGCUGGCUCACAGGAGAACCCCGUCCAUCAAUGGCCAGGGAACACCCAACAUGGAGAACGGGCUGAACCACAACAAGAGCUCAGCAGGAGCCAAACCUGCCAGCAUCCGAGAUAAGAUUUCACAGUGGGAGGGCAAAAAGGAGCCUGUGACUUUAAUGGGAACAAGUCCACUCAGUGCAACGCAGAAGGAAAUUGGGACUGUGAGGACAAAGGAGUCCAAAGUUUCUGAUGUCCAAAGGACGGACAGCAAGAGGUUUGUCAGCUGGGACAAACAAGACUCGGGGAAAGAGAAUGUUGGAAAACUGGUGGAUUUAUGUCCGACAAGCAAAGAGAAGGAAGACAUGAGGUGUUGUGCUUCCAAAGCAACAGAAGCCCAAGACAAGAAAACAGUUCUCACUCAUGUUAAAAAACUAGAAAAGGCAACAAAAGAAGUGCCGAGCAGACCCUCACUGGCAUUUCCAGGGAAUUACUUCAGUCCUCCUUCAAAAGACGAGCUGGAGGAAACAGAGAAGAAAACCAGUGAACCCAUUUUUGGGACUUUUGACAAGACUCGACCCGGAGCAUUUCAGAGGAGAAGGCAGGGGGAUUCGGAGAAUGUUUACUGUGAGCCUGGUGCUCCGUCUAUAAACCCGCUACCCAAACCUCAGAGAACGUUUCAGCACCCCACAACAACUGCAGGCUCUUUCUCUGGAAAAGCAAAGAGGAACCUGCCUCCUUUACCAUCUAUUCCUCCUCCACCUUUACCCUCGUGCCCUCCCCCUGGAGUCUGCAGAAGACCCUGGGCUGACAAACCACGUGACAGCAACAACAGGAAGUCGUACGAGUUUGAGGAUCUGCUCCAGUUGUCUUCAGAGAGCUGCAGAGGGGACUGGUAUGCUCAGUCCAGGCUGGGAUUAACAUGCACUUUAUCAGAGGAGAACGUCUACGAGGACAUAAUAGAUCCUCCAUCCAAAGAGAACCCUUAUGAAGAUAUUGAGUUGGAGCAAAGUUGUUUGGGAAGUAAAUGUGUUUCACCUGCCUCCUCAUCACCUGUUCCUGACAAGCUAGCGUCCAAGCCUGGCUUCUUCAGACAGACCUCAGAGCGACGGAGCUUUAAAGGCCCAGAGCUGCGCAAGACUAACCGAGACGCCAGCAUCUCGUCCCCCUGCCGGAUCAGCCCCCCCUCCACGCCCAGCAGCCCUGACGACACCCCCUGUCUGUCAGGAGACCCUUACAACCGCAGACGGAGGAAGAUCCCCAAGAUGGUGCUGAGAAUCAACGGUGUGUUUGAGGCUCGCAGAGGAAAGAAACACAUGAAGAAGGUCUCUCAGUCUGCUGAGUCCAGCUCAGGGAGAGAGGAGAACAGCGAGUCAGAAAGUGACACAGAGGAGAAACUAAAAGCUCACAGCCAGCGGCUGGUGUCGGUCCAGUCCAUGUUGAAACAGACAGGGCGGUACCGGACCUUGGAGAGGGAUCUGAUGGAGUUACAGGAGAGAAAGCUCUUUGAGUAUUUUAUCGUUGUUGCGUUGCACAAAACCAAGGCUGGAGUCCCAUACCUGCCAGAGGUCACUCAGCAGUUUCCUUUAAAGCUUGAGAGGAGCUUUAAGUUCAUGCGGGAGACUGAAGAUCAGCUGAAGGUCAUCCCUCAGUUUUGUUUCCCCGAUGCCAAAGACUGGGUGCCCGUUGACAACUUCCCCAGCCCAGUGGUAAAGGCCGGAGGCUCCCCGAGGUCUACUGCAUCGUCAGCCGCCUGGGUUGCUUUGACCUCUUCUCAAAGAUCCUGGAUGAAGUGGAGAAGAGGAGGGCCAUUUCUCCUGCUCUCGUGCAGCCUUUCAUGAGAGGCAUCAUGGAGGCUCCCUUCCCUGCCCCUGGAAGGACAAUCACUGUCAAAAACUUCCUGCCUGGUUCUGGGACAGAGGUGAUAGAACUGUGUCGACCAUCAGAUUCCCGUCUGGAACACGUGGACUUCGAGUGUCUCUUCUCUUCGUUAAACCUCCGUCUGCUGCUCCGAGUUUUUGCCUCUCUGCUUCUUGAGCGCCGGGUCAUAUUUACUGCAGACAAACUCAG
This is a messenger RNA of Austrofundulus limnaeus, 2645 nucleotides long. Its product is annotated as DENN domain-containing protein 2A. Lineage: Eukaryota; Metazoa; Chordata; Actinopteri; Cyprinodontiformes; Rivulidae. The record is from RefSeq and is a predicted model, not a curated record. Gene Ontology annotation, biological process: retrograde transport, endosome to Golgi. Gene Ontology annotation, cellular component: actin cytoskeleton.